UCUAAACGAAAUACUCAAUAAUGGCGGUUCAGAAUUUGUCUGUGAAUGUUAGUGGUUGUUUCCUAUCAUCGAUAUUCUAUGAAUUGGUUAGUGGUAACGGCGAUCAGGAUGGAUUUCUGCUGGGAGAAGUUGUCAGUCGAAUCACUGACACCAUCAGUGACUCACAGAUACAGGGAGAAAAAGAAGAGACAUGCUUGAACGUUUAUGAAUUCAUCUCUUGUGACAAAUUGUUCAGCUACUAUAAUUCAAAAGGUCAAAUAGUGCUAGAGCUGUUGGAUGAAAUUCUCAAUGGAAGAAAAAAGGAUGUGAUUGGUUGGUUCAAAUUUCGCCGUAAUUCAAGUCUUUCUAUUUCCAUAAGAGAACGUGCUCUCCAUCAUAACCUGGCUUCAAACUUACCACUGUAUGACAAGUUUUUUAUUUUUGGCCUUUUUUCUGCAUUUGUGUCAACUAAUGACUCCACGUAUAGUUUUGAUCAUGUUUUCCUUCGUUACACAGGCUGGAAGUUUGAGCCUGUGACCCUGAAAGUUGUAAACUUAGGAGACACGAGCCACUCAGAAUAUAGGCUUUACCCAACAACUGCAGCUAAUAUGCAUAGUGGUCAGUUUAGUCAAAUUGUUCGAUCAGCUGGGGCCUCCUGCACCGAGGAAGAUAAAAGUUCUGUCAGACAGGUACAAGGAAUUCAUUCGGCCUUGCAUUCUAAAUUAUGGGAGCUGCAAGAAGAAGUAGGUGAAAGUGAAGCAAUGGUUGCCUCAAUGACACAAGAAAUAGAUGAACUACGGGCUAGAAUAGCUUCUUUAGAGACAAUAAAAGGUGCCUUAGUUACAAACUUUCUUGUUGAGGAAGAAGAGGAAAUCGACAUGUCAGAAAAAGUAAUGUCACCAUUAGUGCCUCAAGAUCCAUUUGAAUUCAUAACAGAUGUAAAACUGCAGAUGGGACAAGAAGCACAAUUAAAAAGAAUGGCAUCAUUAACCAAAAUGGCAUCACAGUCUCAGGAGCAGUUGGAGGAAAUGGUAUCGUCCGAUGAUGCAAUGAAAUAAAAUUUCACAAGAAACACCCUGAGUGAGAAACCAUGAUUAAUGGAGCAAGAAGAGCAAAGGUAUUAUUAAACUAAACUAGCUUCAGUGUGCUGGAUGUUGUGUAUCUUAUGUUUCCAGCUGAAUAUUUUCGUUGAUUAAAUCUGUCGUUACUGUAUAUUUAAUUAAUACCACAUUGUAUGUGUAUAGAGAAAGAAACAGAGUCAUGUUGGGUAGGUUUUUUUAAGAACUGUAAAGUGAAUGUUAAAUUCUGAUUCUUUAUAAAGUAUAAUUUUGUGAAUUUUCUGAAAAUAAUGCAGUUAAUAUUUACAUUUUCAUAGUAAAGCACUUAAAAUUUCUACAACUAAUUAUAUCCUGCUGCUUAAAGCAAAAAUAUCUAACCAAAUUAAGAUAUUUAAAUUUGAACAGCAAUUUUUUGUUACUUACUUACUCACUUUACUGAAUUAUGCCUGUUUUUAAAAGCCUCUUGGCACUAUUGUAAAUUAUUAAUAUACUAGUUUCUAAAGGUUUUUUUGGUAUUACACUACUAUAAAUGUAUGUAAAAAUCUAAUGUUAAUACGAUAACAUACUUGUUUCUCAAAUUCUAUUGGCAGUAGAAUAUUAUAUGUGUUUCUAAAAGAACUCAUGCUAAUGUAAAACAGUACCUGUUUUCAAGGCUCACUUGGUGUUGUACAGUUCAAAGACAUUUUAAUACCAUAAAGUUUUAUAAAAAUAUUCUUUGUUGUACAUUACCAUACCAUUGUGUAAAGGCCUUUUGGUAAUAUAUGUUUUUAUGAAGAUUUCCAUAGUAGUAUAAGUAGUAUCGUCAUUGUUUCUCACGGCCUCAUAUUAAGACAUUACCAAAUCUGUUUAUAAAGGCUUCUUGGAACUACACAAGACUGUACCAGUUUUUAACGCUUCUUGAUCAAAACAGUAUCUUAACUAUUUUCCAAAGUUUGCUUUGCAGUAUGAUGCCAUACUAGUUUUAAAAAGCUCGUAUAACAGCAUAUUAUACCAGUAUCUAAAAGUUUACUUGUCAUAGAAAAAUAGUAUGUGUACUAGCUUCUAGAACCAUUUUGCAUUAUGCCUUACUUAAUAAAUUUAUUAUAGAUAGUUGGAAUUACACACUCUUACCAUAUCCUACAGUAAUAAAGAAAAGUUUAUCGUAGCACAAUUAAAAGAACAGUCUGAGUGUUUUAAUAAUAAUUCUAAAGUAUUGUGUUAAUUUAGUUACAAAAAGUGACCAUUUUCACAUUUAUGCAACUUUCUUCUUUUGCUGACAUUUCUACAAACGUUUAUGUACAAUGUAUUAAAGUAGUUUCAUAUUGGUGAUUUAUUUUUGCAAUAAAAGACAUUUCCUAAAAACUUGCAUUUUUUCUUAAAUACUGUGUAGCAUGUAAACCAGGUAAAAAGGUCACUGUUUCCAAUAUUAUCUGACUCUCUUGUAAACUAGGCAUUAAAGGGGACUGUUUCCACUCUGAUAUAAUACCUUAGUAAACUAGUUACAGCUUUUAGUGACGAGAAGGUGAAUGUUUUUACACUAAUAUUACCUGUUAAACCAGAUAAAUAAGGGGAUUGUUUCACUCUGAUUGAACAUUUUAAAGCUAGGUAUAGAAGCUGAUAUGGUGUAAAAACUAGCUGAAUGUUUUCUUGUUGAACAGUUUGCUAUAUCUGUUGCAGUUAUAAGGUGCUAAAACAAUCACACGAUAAAGAUGUGGAUUGAGAUGUGAGUAUAAAUUGAUUACCUAGGAUGAAUGAUUGAUUCAUACCAACAUCUAACCGAAGUUCUAUUCUAGUCAAAUGUUGUCCAAGUUUUUACUUUGUUUUGAUACUCUUGUUCAUUUACUUUUCAUACAGUCUUGUGAAAUUACUUCUUUUUACAGUGAUUUACUAUUGUAGUUUAGAAAAUAUUUUUUAUUUUUUGCUUCAAAAAGAUCAUUGAAACCAUUUCAUUAUGGUUAAAACUUAAUGUUACUGGGAAAAAAAUAACAUUUCAACUCUUUGCUUUAGAUUAUUUUAAGAAAUGUUGUUGUAGGAAAUAUAUUAUUAUUAUUUCUUUUUGAGAAAUUGCUAAACUUUCUCACUAAUACCAUUCUCAAAAUGUAUUGUGGGUUAUUUUUGAAGUAAUACCUAUAUCAUUCUGAAAGUUUGUUGUGGAUUACCAUUCUGAAAACUGUAUUGUGGGUUAUUGUUUAAAGGUUUACUGUUGUGGAUUAUUGUUGAAAAAUUACCCAUACCAUUCUGAAAAGUGUACUAUGGAUUGUUGUUGAAACGUUAGCCAUACUAUUCUGAAAGUGUUAUUUUGUAUUAUUAUUAAAACUUGAAUGCUAUUUUGAUACAAAUCCAAUGACUUCAAAAUUUAGUAUCGAUAAUUGUUUACUUAAAUGUUGUAUACUAAUGUGUAUUGUAUAAUAUAAGCAUGUGUUUUAUAAUGUAUACUCAAUAUCAGUAGUAAUAUUUUGGUUUGAACUAUAAUAUGAAUGUUAAGAAGUUGGUUUACAAGUACAUGAGAAACAAAAUUGAAAAUGUUUUGUUUUUUUUCACCAAACAUUAAUUUCUUUUUAUGCAAAAAAUUAUAUUUAAAACCCCUUUUUGUUAUGUUAAACUAAACAGUUUUGGUCAGUAUCUAUUUCAUUGAUUUUUGUACUUCUCUCAGUAACUGAUAAGAAAGAAAGAAAACAUUAAACAUCAGCUACAGCUUUAAACUCCUGAAUUCCUGCAAUAUGAGAUAUCUAGCAGUGAGGAAAAAAAAAAGACUUGUGAAAUGCUUUCUUCAUAACAUGCCUUUGGUUUGAUUUAGUUCAGGGUUACUGAAAAGUGCUGGUAUUUUAGACCUGAGUGAAACAAAACAAAAGAUAAACCAAAUACUCUCUCACGAGUAAUUUAUGUAGAAAACAUCGUUAAGUAAUAAAGUACUGUAGAUAUCCUUUAUUCCAUUAUGUAGUUUUUGUGUGACUGUAAGCAUGAAAUGUUAUCAGUGAUGCAUCUAAUGUGUGUAUUAAGUUGUUUCAUUGUCUGAAUGUAUUUCAUGUUUGAAAGCCUCAAACUAAGUUUAUUAUCUAUUGGUUUUUAGUCAACUGUGCAUUUUAUCAGUAAAAAAAUAUUCAUUCUGUAAACAAAAGUUGAAUCAGUUUAAUUACUGUUUUAAUAUCUAUAUUACUAGUAAUUGUUAAUGAUACCAGGAUACCUGUAAUGUUACCCAGCAUGACAAGAGAGUAGUUGCAUAAAAACUCAUUAAUGUUAGCUGGAAGUGUUAUGAGGGAGAACUUUCAUUUAUACAUGAAGUUUGUGUGAAAGACCUUAAAAAAUUAAAAUAAACAUACAGAAAUAUUAUUGACAAGAACUGUCUGGGAUUUUUUUUUAGUUGUGAUGAUGUUUUGGAUUCUAUGCUGGAAUUAUUUUCAGGUCUAGAAGAACACUUUAACACAUGUAAGGUAAUGAAACAUUGCUAAAGUGAGAAAUCUCCAGGCAGUGUCUGUUCAUACUUCACUGACCCAAAAUUAUUUAAAGCAAAACUGAAACAUGUUUGGGUUAGGUAGCUGAUGGUUGGUAAUAAACACUAUCUUGUAAAGAAUGUACAUCAAGUUUCCAUUAGGAUACCAUGAACAAACAAGGGUUCCAAGUCUGAGUAAAUCCAUAUGAACAUCUUAUUGCAAGACACUCCUUACUGUACAGCACACCAAUUUUUGAAAAUGAUUUAACAUUAUCCGGUGUAAUAUCCAAAAUGAUUAAUAAUAAUGUAAUUUCACUCACUAACAUUUUAUUUUGUUCGAGGAAAUUGUUAAUAUAAAUAUCAUCCAACUAUUUGAAAAGUAAUUGGUAUAUUCAUGACCUUCUAGUUAUUUUUGGGUGUAAGGAAAUCUAAAUACUUCCCUCUGUAUUCUUUAAAGGUCUUCAGUGGAUGUGGAGUUAUCACAUAGAGUAUAUGUUCUGUAUGUGAUGCACUCAGAACAAAACAGGAUGUAUUAUGGGAAGAUUCUGAUCCAGCUGAACUUUCCUUGUAAGGGUUUUGUUGCAUGUGAUUUGGGGAUUUGAACGUCACCUUUACUGAUGUUAAUUUUGCAGAAGUUAGUCAUCAAUAUUUUUAUAAGACUGUAUUUUGUAAAUAAUUUGCUUAAAGAUAAUAAACUUGAAUCAUUUUACGUUU
Messenger RNA from Limulus polyphemus (Atlantic horseshoe crab), 5160 nucleotides. RefSeq names its product BRISC complex subunit Abraxas 2-like. The transcript is spliced from 8 exons. Bases 21 to 1037 code for a protein of 338 amino acids. Gene Ontology annotation, cellular component: nucleus. The record is from RefSeq and is a predicted model, not a curated record. NCBI's taxonomy places the organism in Eukaryota, Metazoa, Arthropoda, Merostomata, Xiphosura, Limulidae. Gene Ontology annotation, biological process: attachment of spindle microtubules to kinetochore; protein K63-linked deubiquitination; mitotic spindle assembly. Gene Ontology annotation, molecular function: microtubule binding; polyubiquitin modification-dependent protein binding.